Molecule: messenger RNA, 2725 nt
Organism: Juglans regia (Persian walnut)
Lineage: Eukaryota; Viridiplantae; Streptophyta; Magnoliopsida; Fagales; Juglandaceae
Product: pentatricopeptide repeat-containing protein At4g11690
Exons: 1
Coding region: 69-1757 (562 amino acids)
Molecular function (GO): protein binding
Source: RefSeq, a predicted model, not a curated record
CAAAGGUGGGCCUGGGCACCAGCAAUGCAUGAUAGCCCAGUGCAAGCACCAUAGGCAACGACUGGAAAAUGCCGCAAUCGCACCAAGCUCUCGUCCUCGUACUGAAAAUGGUGAAAAGCCCGCCAUUGAAAGCUCUUUCACUCUUCAACUCCUCAACUCUCCAAGGCCUCCAACACAACCACGAAUCCUUAUCCUUCAUCUUACACUACAUCCUCUCCUCCAACAUGCUAUCUCACGCCCAGUCUCUCAUUCUACAAAUACUUUCUGGUCGAAUCUCCUCUCCUGCUUUCACUCCUUCGUCUCUUCUCCACUAUCUAACACAAACUUGUUCGAACUUAGAUUCAAACCAUGUUCAUCUCUAUGAAGCAAUCAUCAAUGCCCAUGUUCUAUCUCAAUUGCCAGAGCAAGCGCUCUUCUACUUGAAUAUGAUGAUUGAUAAGGGCCUUGUGCCUGGACCAUACACUUUCAAUAAUCUUUUGGGUUGUCUUAUCAAGUCAAAUUGUUUUGAGAAAGCAUGUGCUGUUUUCAAUGAAGCACGGGGCAAGGUUCAAAUGGAUGUGUAUAGUUUCGGGAUUAUGAUUAAGGGUUGUUGUGAGGCUGGUGAUUUGAAGAAAGGGUUUGAGCUUUUGGUUCAGUUGGAGGAAAUGGGCUUGUCUCCAAAUGUUGUUAUCUACACUACUUUGAUUGAUGGGUGUUGUAAGAUAGGCGAUAUUGAGCGGGCCAAGGAGUUGUUUCGUGAAAUGGGAGAGCUUGGUUUGGUCGCUAAUCAGCACACUUACACGGUGUUGAUCAAUGGGUUUUUCAAGAAAGGUUUGAAGAAGGAGGGGUUUGAGCUGCAUGAAGAAAUGGGGCGCAGCGGGGUUUCUCCUAAUAUUUAUACGUAUAAUUGUAUAAUAUAUGAGUAUUGUAAUGAUGGUAGAACAACUAGAGCCUUUGACCUGUUUGAUGAAAUGCACGAAAGAGGGGUGGUUUGUAAUGUUGUUACAUACAACACUCUAAUUGGUGGCUUGUGUCGAGAGAUGAGGGUUUGGGAAGCUGAGAAGUUGGUGGAUCAAAUGAUGAGAGUUGGUAUAAGUCCAAAUUUAAUUACGUAUAAUAUGCUGAUGGAUGGCUUUUGUAAUAUUGGAAAGUUGGAGAAGGCCUCAAAUUUAUUUGAUCGGUUGAAGUCAAUUGGCCAAUGUCCAACUCUAGUUACUUACAAUGUUCUAAUUGCGGGUUUUUGUAGAGUUGGGAAUUCAGUACAAGCUUCUGAUUUGAUAAGGGAGAUGGAGGAGAGAGGGAUUUCUCCUUCUAAAGUGACAUAUACAAUCCUAAUCAAUGCCUUUGUUCGAUCAGGUGACAUGGAAAAAGCAUUUCGUAUAUAUUAUUCCAUGGAGAAGGCAGGUUUGGUUCCAGAUGUUUAUACAUUUGCUGUAUUAAUACAUGGUUUAUGCAUAAAGGGUAAUAUGAAGGAAGCCUCGAAGCUGUUCGAGUCCAUGAGUGAGAUGCAUUUAGAGCCAAAUGAUGUGAUAUAUAAUACAAUGAUUCUUGGGUACUGCAAAGAGGGUAGCUCUUACAGGGCAUUGAGGUUGCUUCAAGAAAUGGGUCAGAAUGGACUGGUUCCAAAUGUAGCCUCCUACAGUUCAACCAUUGGAGUUCUUUGCAAGGAUGGGAAGUGGACAGAGGCUGAAAUUCUACUUAAAUCAAUGACAGAGUCAGGUUUAAAACCAUCGAUUUCAGUCUACAAUAUGAUUUCUCAAGCCAAAAAUGACCCAUGAUUCAAAUUUUUGACAUGGUAUAUUGAAGGAAACAAGAAAUGUAAUGAAAAUUUUAUGAACUCACUGUUUUGUGGCUUGAUUGACUACUAGCAUAAAGCUACCAUCGUACGCAGCUGAAAUUUCGAUAAUUCUUGGUGCCAUGAUAGAAUUAUCCCAAGUGAUAAUAGAGGGCCCCUUCCGUGGAGCAGUACAGCGCUCUAACCCUGGUAGAUAACAUUAGGGUAGGAAUCGAGGGAUUAAUUAUGUGCCAGUAGAGCUGCAGUGUAAAAUUUAUCAGCAGGGAUGUUCUAUUCAGUGCUGCAUUUCCCUUUAGAAGACAGAAUAGACGGCAGUGAAUGAAUGGGUAGAAUGAGGAAGGCCCAAUUAGCUGAAGCUGUAUUCCCAUGAUGGUAUGCCAGAUCAAUCAUAUGUAUGGCUCCAAUCUCGGCCACUAAAUUACAGCGUCAAACAAACUAUCAUUUGUUCUCGUGGUUUCCAUGAGGUGCAGCUCCCUGUGAAGUUUCAACUUAAAUGUCUGUGAUCAUGGAAAAUGAUAUUGUUGUUUGAUCCCUCCUGUGAUAACACCCUAGGUUGUACUUGGGAAAAUCAAGAAAUUGGGGAAUGCAAUUGGUGAAAGACAUGAAAAUAAUUGAUAUCAAUGUCUUAGGAUUGACAUUAUGUAAUUUGUGACCUUUCUUAAGAGUAGCUGGAAUGGAUUGUGCCUGGUACUAGGGUAGCCAAUUUGCUUAGUAGUGGUUAUAAAUGAUUGUUAUGAUGCAUUGAAGUUACCUUUGGUGGUCGUUGUUUAUUGCUGCAAAAGCAUAUAAUAUCAACUUGAGAGUAUUGCUUGUUUAGGUGGCUUCAGAUAUAAAGAAUGGCUCUGCUUUCUCUCAUGUAUGUGAUAGUUUGAAUACUGGAAAGUAUUUUCUUGGAUAGUUGCUCUAAUUACGUAUUUUCUAACUUGACAUUUCCCCCUUGCUUAUUUUUGC